UGAUCAUCAAAACUCAUUGCAGCAUUCACAUAUUAUCGCAUUCAAACACAUCCCCGAACCCCGCCCCAACAAGUUACAAAGCCAUGGCUUUCGCCGUAUUCAGAAACGAGGCACACAAGGCCCAGUUCUUAGUCGGCAUAAUCACAACGCCGAUUGCGAUAUUAAGUGUCGUUCUCCGGUUCUGGGCUGUCCGCCGGGCUGGCGUCAAGUAUCGUGCCGAGGACUGGCUUGCCUUGACUGCGCUAUUCCUCUCCAUAAGCUACUUCGGAGUCACCACAGGUGACCUCAUCUUCGCACAUGGCGACAACUCUUUAGAUCUUCUGCAUAGUCCAAAACGUCUCAUACUUCUCCGGCAGCUCGUAUAUGUAGCGCUCUGGCUGUACUUCUGGCAGCAGCUCUUUGUCAAGCUUAGUAUCCUGGCCCUCUACUACAGACUAUUCAAGGUCCAUCGCGCGUGCGCUCUGUGUAUCUACGCACUAGUCGUAUAUCAUGUGCUAUUGACCAUAGGUGCUUCUCUGUUCCUCGCAUUCCAAUGUUACCCACUAUUGAAAUGGUUUAACCCACUCGCUCCGGGUCGUUGCGUUUCAGAAGGCACUUUUGUCGCCGUCACCGAGAGCAUCAACUCGUUUGGGGACUUUCUUAUUGUCAUUUUGGCGGUCACGAUGGUCCGCCGGCUCCAGAUGCCUGCGUCAACAAAAAGGAAAUUGAGCUUCCUAUUUGGAUUGGGCAUUCUAGCAGGUUUGAUCGGAUUCAUCAAGAUAGGCGUUUCUUACAGCAAUGAUGCUGUCUAUGUUUUCAGUUUGAUCGCAGUGUGGAGCAACGUGCAAGAAUUAGUCUGCCUGUUCUGUUGCUGUGCUGCAGUCUACAAACCUAUUCUGCCUCCCCCGGGAAUGUGGAGUCGAUUGGCUUCCAAGGUCAGCUUUUCAAGUCUCCGACAGACUCGUGCGCGAAGCAAGAGGUCGCAGCAGUCCCUAGGUGAGAUGGAGCGACUUGAAAAUGGGCAGGGCUGGGUACAUCGCGAAGAUGGCAGCUCCAAGGGGCUGGUAUGGUCUGAGCAACAGGGCCACCAGGACGCGAACGCUGCACUGGGCCGAGAAGAGCAUCCACUCGAGAGCAUCAAUGUGCAAAAGGAUUUCACAAUAGCUCGCUAGGAAGCAGCAUGUGUUUGAAGGAUAUGAUACCAGGAUCGGUCGGGGAAAAGGGGUGGAUGGUAAUAUUAGGAGGUAAGCAAUGCUUAGGGUAUAAACCAUUGGAGCUCUGUUCGUCAAUGGGAGCGAGCACAAUUCAUCACCAUAUCUGAAUUUGGUGGCGCUGUUACAUCGUAGACUCCAACGAGUCCAAUCACCGUGAUCCCCCGCCCCCUAAAUCGUUGCACCCAACUGUGGUAGUCAACACGGACCUUGGUGCUAUAGAGAAAGUCGCCAUCGGAUCCUAUAAGCAGUCAGAAAUUCAACAACCGUCGUAGUAUCAGAUAUACCGAGAGCACACGCCAGGCCCCCGGUCUGUGAUGUUCUAUCUUUGUAUCAUGCCGUCGUACGGAGUACAGUAAUAA
This is a messenger RNA of Xylaria bambusicola, 1552 nucleotides long. RefSeq lists its product as uncharacterized. The record is from RefSeq and is a predicted model, not a curated record. The transcript has 4 exons. NCBI's taxonomy places the organism in Eukaryota, Fungi, Ascomycota, Sordariomycetes, Xylariales, Xylariaceae. The coding region runs from base 84 to 1151 and encodes 355 amino acids.